Messenger RNA from Apus apus (common swift), 512 nucleotides. It is a transcript of the gene RPLP2, whose product is annotated as ribosomal protein lateral stalk subunit P2. The transcript has 5 exons. NCBI's taxonomy places the organism in Eukaryota, Metazoa, Chordata, Aves, Apodiformes, Apodidae. The record is from RefSeq and is a predicted model, not a curated record. The coding region runs from base 124 to 471 and encodes 115 amino acids. Gene Ontology annotation, cellular component: ribosome; cytosolic large ribosomal subunit. Gene Ontology annotation, biological process: cytoplasmic translational elongation. Gene Ontology annotation, molecular function: structural constituent of ribosome.
GUGGCGAGAGGAAGGCGUUGCCGUUGGGCCGCCCCUUCCUUUUCGCUGUCGCGCCGCCGGAGCGAACGCACCUCCCGGGCCUCUCCCGCACCGCCGCCUCUUUCCAAUUUCUUGUUUUCCAGGAUGCGUUACGUCGCAGCUUACCUUCUAGCAGUCCUCGGUGGCAACGAGUCUCCUACAUCAAAGGACUUGAAAAAGAUCCUCGACAGCGUCGGGAUUGAGACAGAUGAUGAACGAAUGAACAAGGUUAUUAGUGAACUGAAUGGAAAAAACAUCGAGGAUGUCAUUGCACAGGGUAAUGGAAAACUUGCCAGCAUGCCAGCUGGGGGAGCUGUGACAGUCUCUGCUGGAGGGGGCUCUGCUGCUCCUGCUGCAGCUGCUGCCCCUGCUGCCGCUGAGGAGAAGAAAGAAGAGAAGAAAGAGGAAUCUGAAGAAUCUGAUGAUGACAUGGGAUUUGGCCUGUUUGAUUAAUUGUUUGGUUUAGAGAAAUUAUUAAAAUUCUUUGUUUUAAA